UCGCCCCAAUCGCCGGAGUCUCAGUUUACAUCUCGCGGAAAGAGUAAAUCCAUCAGCAAUCCGAGAAUGUGGAAGUAUCUGGUUCUCUUCUGGGGGCUCUGUCUGUUUGGCUGCAGUGUGGCACCAUGUCAGGGCUAUACCACGCGGUGUGUGCGAAGCCUGCCCCUGCCGCUCUAUCACUUCAUACCCGUCCGCCUCUACACCCCGCAGUCGCUGCUCGAGGGACUGAAUCAGGAGGAACUGCUGCGAGAGCGAAGACAACAGCAGAUCGUACAGGAGGUCAUUGUAGAGAAUAAUUUUGGUGGAGGAUUUGGUGGGCCUUCGUUUGGACCGCCCCCGUUCGGACGACCUUCGUUUGGCGGUGGAGGCUUUGGGCCUGGCAGAUUCGGACCUGGUCGAGGCGGUGGAUUUGGAGGAGGUUUCGGUGGAUCCUUUGGCGGUGGCUUUGGCGGUGGAUUUGCUCGCAGUUACAAACAGGAGGAAGAGAAGGCGCAAGUGCCUCUAUAUAGCGCUCCUGCUGCUCCAUGUGCUGCUCCAAGUGCUGCUCCAUAUUCUCCUCCUGCUGCUCCCCCUGCACCUCCUGCUCCCAGUGGCAUCUCCGCGCCGGAAUGCCCAAAGAACUAUGUCUUCUCCUGUGAGGCUGUCAUCAAGCCCGUGCCUUGUGCUGCUUCCAGCUCUUGUGGUUAUUGAGAGAAGCAAACGACUGACUAAUAAAACAAAGAGAUUUGAAUGGGAA
This is a messenger RNA of Drosophila subobscura, 736 nucleotides long. RefSeq lists its product as uncharacterized. Lineage: Eukaryota; Metazoa; Arthropoda; Insecta; Diptera; Drosophilidae. The coding region runs from base 67 to 690 and encodes 207 amino acids. The record is from RefSeq and is a predicted model, not a curated record. The transcript has 2 exons.